CGGCAUCCCCCACCCCCUCCCGGGACCGCUCCUGAUUCGGCGGGACCGGCUGACAGCGCGGAUCUCUCCUAGAUCAGCCCUCACCUGGAUAUAACCCUGUCGGGCCUCCGCCGCCGCGAUGACAACUCUGGCUGGAGCUGUCCCCAGGAUGAUGCGACCCGGGGCCGGGCAGAACUACCCCCGCAGCGGGUUCCCGCUGGAAGUCUCUACUCCUCUAGGCCAGGGCAGAGUCAAUCAGCUCGGAGGAGUGUUUAUCAAUGGCAGGCCUUUACCCAACCAUAUCCGACACAAGAUAGUGGAGAUGGCCCACCAUGGCAUAAGGCCCUGUGUCAUCUCUCGCCAGCUGCGAGUGUCCCACGGCUGCGUCUCCAAAAUUCUCUGCAGGUACCAGGAGACGGGCUCCAUCAGGCCGGGGGCCAUCGGCGGCAGCAAGCCCAAGCAGGUGACGACGCCGGACGUUGAGAAGAAAAUCGAGGAAUACAAGCGGGAAAACGCGGGCAUGUUCAGCUGGGAGAUCCGGGACAAGCUGCUGAAGGACGGGGUGUGUGACCGCAACACGGUGCCGUCAGUAAGCUCCAUCAGCCGCAUCCUGCGGAGCAAGUUUGGGAAAGGCGAGGAAGAGGAGGCCGAGCUGGAAAGGAAGGAGGUGGAGGAAGGCGACAAGAAGGCCAAGCACAGCAUUGACGGCAUCCUCAGUGAAAGAGCAUCAGCACCCCAGUCUGAUGAAGGCUCUGACAUCGAUUCUGAACCAGAUUUACCUUUAAAAAGAAAGCAGCGUCGCAGCAGGACAACCUUCACAGCAGAGCAACUGGAAGAGCUGGAAAGAGCUUUUGAGAGGACACACUACCCUGAUAUUUAUACUAGGGAAGAACUUGCGCAAAGAGCCAAACUCACAGAGGCUCGUGUCCAGGUCUGGUUUAGUAACCGUCGUGCUAGAUGGAGGAAACAGGCAGGAGCCAAUCAACUGAUGGCUUUCAACCAUCUGAUCCCAGGAGGAUUUCCACCCAGUGCCAUGCCAACUUUGCCAACGUACCAGCUCUCUGAGCCCUCUUAUCAACCCACCUCCAUACCGCAAGCCGUGUCUGAUCCAAGCAGUACCGUCCAUAGACCUCAGCCUCUCCCUCCAAGCACUGUACACCAAAGCAGCCUCCCUUCAAAUCCAGAGAGCAGCUCUGCCUAUUGCCUACCCAGCACCAGGCAUGGAUUUUCCAGCUAUACAGACAGCUUUGUGCCUCCAUCCGGGCCCUCAAAUCCCAUGAACCCUGCCAUUGGCAAUGGCCUUUCACCUCAGGUAAUGGGACUCCUGACUAACCACGGUGGUGUGCCUCACCAGCCCCAAACUGAUUAUGCCCUGUCCCCUUUAACUGGGGGCCUGGAGCCUACCACCACUGUCUCAGCCAGCUGCAGCCAGCGGCUAGAUCAUAUGAAGAGUUUAGACAGCCUGCCUACAUCCCAGUCCUACUGCCCACCGACCUACAGCACCACGGGUUACAGCAUGGACCCUGUCACAGGCUACCAGUAUGGACAGUAUGGACAAAGUGAGUAUUGGGAUGUUUGCACUGUGAAGUGCAAUACAGUACCCGUUUGUCAAUGGUCUGUACUUUCUGUCUGUAACAAAGAAAAUUAUGAGCAGAGAUCCUAA
This is a messenger RNA of Harpia harpyja (harpy eagle), 1642 nucleotides long. It is a transcript of the gene PAX3, whose product is annotated as paired box 3. Gene Ontology annotation, biological process: regulation of transcription by RNA polymerase II; anatomical structure development. The transcript has 8 exons. Bases 119 to 1642 code for a protein of 507 amino acids. The record is from RefSeq and is a predicted model, not a curated record. Gene Ontology annotation, molecular function: DNA-binding transcription factor activity, RNA polymerase II-specific; RNA polymerase II cis-regulatory region sequence-specific DNA binding. NCBI's taxonomy places the organism in Eukaryota, Metazoa, Chordata, Aves, Accipitriformes, Accipitridae.